This is a messenger RNA of Brassica napus (rape), 4205 nucleotides long. RefSeq names its product gibberellin 3-beta-dioxygenase 2. The transcript is spliced from 2 exons. The record is from RefSeq and is a predicted model, not a curated record. Gene Ontology annotation, biological process: response to light stimulus; gibberellin biosynthetic process. NCBI's taxonomy places the organism in Eukaryota, Viridiplantae, Streptophyta, Magnoliopsida, Brassicales, Brassicaceae. Gene Ontology annotation, molecular function: gibberellin 3-beta-dioxygenase activity. Bases 3054 to 4130 code for a protein of 358 amino acids.
GUGGAAUGGAGGGUUUGUUGACAUGUGUCCUCUUUUUUUUGACUUUUUACAUUUUAGAUCAUUCUUCUUUUAGAUUAUUGUAAUUUGGUUCACUAUUUUCUAACUAUGCACUAUCUAAUCCUUCUCACACUAACCAUCAUCAUUUGAAAUUUGAUAAUCUAUUUUAUUGUUCAAAAAUUGCAAAAUGAAUAAAGAAAUAAGUAUACAAAUAUAAAUGUAUUUUAAAUAUUUAAUUUAUUCACAGCUAAAAAUUUUAUUAUUUUUUACUAUUUUUUGUUAUUCAUUUACAACUAUAUAUUUAUCUUAAUAUUAACCAAACUAAAGCAGAACACAUAAUCUAAACAUAAAACUUCCAUAAUCACAGAGAAAAAUGCUAAAAUAACACUAACUCAAUAAAGGUCCAGAGCUCAAAGGCGAUCAAGAACGAAAACUAACUUACCCCACUUUAUCAUAGAGUGUCUUGGCUAGAACAAUCAAAAGUCAGAAAAAUGUAGAAAGAUAAUCUUGAGAUAAUGCAAUCCCUCGAAUACAAAGGAGCGUGAUCAAUGACCAAUGCAAAGAACCAAAAAAGCGGGUUAGAGGAAGAAUAAUCCAUAGAAGGCCAAAAUCACCACGAAGCAGGAGAAGACAUACAUAACGAACGAUAAGCACAACCACCAGCUAAGAGGUAAGAAGCACCUCACAAACUAAACAAGCACAAACAAGACGCCUAUGCCGGUGAAGAACCACAAAGCUCUGGAUAGAAGGGACCAAAGCUCCAAGAGACUAAUACCACACAUUUAUACUAAGGGAAGCAAGGGAAGAAGAGAACAACCUGAGUGAGGGAGAACGGAAGCCAACCCCCGAGAAACCAGAGCCCAGACUUAAGACCAGAAACAAUCUUCCAAAUCUACAGAGCAUACUCGGAGGAGAACACUAUCCAAACCUGGAGUGGCAAACAUGGCGAAAGGGAGAGUCAUAGAAAUGCAAACAGCGAUGAAAGCUGCAACGAGAUGAGGGAACAUAGAUGGAAGGGUAGAUAAAACAAAAUCGGAGCCGUCCUCGAGCUAUAGAAGUCGGAUCACCAAAAACCAUAUCUUGAAAACUAAGACGAGAAGGGACUAUCGAUGGUAAGCCAACGACGAGGAAAACAACUUCAGAGACGACUAAACUCUGACUCAACCCAAGGAGACACAGUUCCUAACAUGAGCCGAGAUCUAAGGAAGAAGUGGAGAAAAAGGUGAGGAAGAACAAAAGCACAUAUGUGAGUCUUUUUCGGUGAUGGUGAGAAUCACAGCACACCGGAAAGGUAAACGAAAUGCAUAGAUGGUGACGGCUCAAUGUAAAAAUAUAGGAAGAGAGCACAACACAUCUUUAAAAAGUAAUGUUCAAAUAAUUGAAAAAACAAAUAUUAAUUUUUACCUUGAAACUAUUAGCCUUAGAAUCAACAAAUUCCUAAAUGUAAAAUUAUUGAAAUUCAAUAUGCAUUACAUCACAAACUCACUCCACCACUAAUAAGUACUACACAACAACACACUAUUAAAAAAUAAACACAUAAUAUGUUAGCAUAUCACCUAUUACUACAUAACAUAAUAAAAAUAUCAAUAAUGCUCUUAGCAAAUAAAGACGAUCACAUAAUUAGUUAACUAAAUCAUUCGAAAAAUAAUAAUUAACAACAAUAAAACAAUAUUACGCGCAUGCUCUAGUUCCAGUAUAAGGAAGUUUGUAUCCGUCUUUUCCUUUUUCUUUGCUUUUUUAUACUAGUUGUUAGGAAAAGAAUCGUAACGGUGGCAUAGUUUUCUGUGAGUAUCCGACGUUUUGAAUACCAUUUUUAAUGUUUUGGUUUUCUUUAAGUUUUGGGUUGAUCAAGUCAUGUCAGAUUAAUACUUCUCCGAACUCAAGAUGAGCCUUAUUCUUUUGUGGACUUUUAUUUUUUUGAUAAGCCUUAUCGGCUGAUCCGUCGGCCCCGGGAGAAACGCACUUAGUGAUACAAAGUGGACUAUCCCGAAAGCGUACCACAUUGCAUGAUCCGAGUUUAGAAUACUUUCCGCGUAAUGCCAGAGGGUGGACCAAUCAUCUGUUAUGACCCACCAUGUAAACCACUUGGGCCGAAACCCAAGCUCAGACUGGCCAAGUAGUGAUAAUUUAGUUAUCAGGGGAAUCGAACCCAUAACUGAUGUGGGUACACACCAAGCCCCAAGAGAUUGUCAGUAGGCUACCACUACUUUGUUGCGUUUUAUCGAACUUUUAGAUUAUUAGACCGGAUUUUAAGAUUGGGUUUGGAGUGGGGUAAACUCACCUUCAAUACAAUGUAGAUUUUUCUAAAAUCUAUAGGUUUUGUUUAGUAAAUCUCCACAUUUGGCAGAUUUUUGUUGUUGUAAGCAAUUGUUUUAUAAUAAAACAUUUUUAGUUGUACGUACUUUUGUAAAUUUGUGAAGCAAAUUAAUUAUUUUAAUGCAAACCUGAUUAUUCAAGCGUAAUAACAUAUAGCUUUGACAUUUAAUAUUCGGAAAGUACACUUUUUUUGUAGGACGUUCUUAAAUUUUUGGUUUGGUAACAAUUGUCUCUUUUUCUACAGAUAUUGACACUGAAGUUAGGUUUUCAGUAGAACUAAUGUUUAAAAGAGGAAAAUUUUGCAACAGGCUAGCCAAAUUAUAAUGUUGUUCUCUCCUAUAAAAACUCUAAUGAAUACACAACAAAAUAGCAAAUUAGCUUAUUCUGUGAAAAGAAAAGAAAAACAUUCAGACACACACUUAGUCAAAAAAACAAAAACAAAAAUAUACAGACACAUACAAACAAAAUCGUUAAAUCUAAGUUAGAAAAGAAAAUUAUUUGGACAGAAAAAAGGAAGAAUUUUAUAACCAAAUAAGAAUGAGAUUAAAAGGAGCCUUUGUCUUCACAUAUCAAAUACGCUCAUUCACUACACUUCAGUCUUGACUACUAUAAAUACCCUCCGACUCCUACUCCUCUUCUCCACCAAACAUCAUAUUCAUACCAAAAGGGAACACUAGCUAAGAAAAUAAUACUCACAUUCUAAUAAAUUUUUAUCUAUAAACCUUUAUACCAAUCCAAUCAUGCACUCAACGUUAAGCGAUGUGUUCAUAUCGCAUCCCAUUCAUAUCCCACUCUCAAACUUACCCGACUUCACAUCCCUCCGUCACCUCCCAGAUUCCUACACAUGGACCCCCAAAGACGAUCUCCUCUUCUCCGCAUCCUCUUCCGACGAAUCUCUACCCUUCAUCGACCUCUCCGAUCCCCACGUGGCCACUCGUGUUGGCCAUGCUUGUACCACGUGGGGGGCAUUCCAGAUCACAAACCACGGAGUGCCCUCACGGCUUCUCGACGACAUUGAGUUCCUCACUGGAAGCCUUUUCCGGCUUCCCGUCCACCGGAAGCUCAAGGCAGCUCGACGGGAGGAUGGCAUCUCCGGCUACGGGGUUGCUCGUAUUGCUUCUUUCUUCAACAAACAAAUGUGGUCCGAAGGUUUCACAGUUAUUGGUUCCCCACUUGAUGAUUUCCACAAACUCUGGCCCAAGCAGCACCUCAAAUACUGUAAAAUUAUUCAAGAGUAUGAAGAGCAUAUGCAAAAGUUGGCAGCCAAGCUGAUGUGGCUGGCAUUAGGCUCACUUGGAGUUGAGGAAAAAGACAUUGAAUGGGCCGGUCCCAUUUCAGACUUUCAAGGAGCACAAGCAGCUAUCCAACUAAACCACUAUCCAAUAUGUCCAGAACCGGACCGAGCAAUGGGUCUCGCAGCACAUACCGACUCAACUCUCAUGACCAUACUGUACCAGAACAACACCGCCGGUCUCCAGGUUUUCAGGGAUGACGUGGGCUGGAUCACCGUGCCACCUGUCCCUGGCUCACUAGUGGUCAACCUCGGUGACUUACUCCACAUUUUGACCAACGGAAUAUUCCCGAGCGUGCUUCACCGAGCUAGGGUUAACCACCUCCGAUCUCGCUUCUCCAUGGCUUACUUGUGGGGUCCACCUUCUGAUCUGAUGAUCUCUCCGCUUCCCAAACUCGUUGAUCCUCUCCAUUCUCCUCUUUACCCAUCUCUUACUUGGAAGCAGUACCUUGCAACCAAAGCUACUCAUUUUAAUCAGUCUCUUUCCUUUAUUAGAAACUAUCUGUCUUCAGACCAAACCUCUUGAUGUUUACAUUUGUACUUUCAUUAUUGUACAGUUUUUAUCUGAGUAAUAUGAGUAAUAGUUAAUACUUUAUUUUAA